UGAACAAUAAUCAUUUCCCCAGAGUAUCUAUACAUACCUCCUCAGCAACGCAGCUGAUACAGCACAGAUUCUUACUAAUCUACCGGCACUUUUGUGGCGAUACGAAUCAUCCCUUCACUGCAAGAGUAGGUCAAUGAAAAAUGGCUCAACCAGCCUCUAGCAACGAUGUUGAGGAUCUAGCGGUGCCAACGACAGAUAAAAUCGCCACAGAAAAAGACGACGAUGAGGAUGUCAAUCUUGUUGACUGGGAUGGCCCAGAUGAUCCUGCCAAUCCUGUGAAUUGGUCAAAUAUGCAGAAAUGGACAGUGAUCGGUCUAGUGUCCUUCAACACUUUCAAUGCAUCGAUGGCUUCGAGCAUUUUCGCCCCAGGAGUACCACAAGCGAUGCAGGACUUCCACUCUAACAGCUCAAUACUCUUUACCUUCGUCGUCUCGGUUUUUAUUGUCGGGUUCAUUAUUGGACCAUUGCUACUUACUCCAGCCAGUGAGCUAUACGGAAGAAUGCCUGUCACACACUCGGCAAACAUCAUAUUUCUAGUUGCUUCAAUAUUAUGUGCGGUAUCAGUAAAUAUACCAAUGCUUAUUGUGUUUCGUUUAAUCAUGGGCCUCUCUGGCUGUGUCCCAGUGACUUUGGGAGCUGGUUUCAUAGCAGACCUGAUGCCAGUUGAGAAGAGGGGGAUGGCACUCGCGAUCUGGACUUUUGGGCCUCUAGUGGGUCCGGUUAUUGGUCCGGUUAUUGGAGGUUAUAUGGCCCUAGGUACGACAUGGAGAUGGACAUUUUGGCUGAUAACAAUUCUUGGAGCAGCAGCCACUAUUGCCAGUUUCCUAUUUAUGCGAGAGACAUACGUGCCAAUCAUUCUCGAACGAAAAGCGAAGGCAUUGCGAAAGUCUACUGGAGGAAAUAUGAGAACGAAAUACGAUAAAGGCCAGACACUGAGACAGCUAAUUGGCGCUGCGGUCACACGGCCUCUCAGAAUGCUGAUUCGGUCCCCUAUUGUACUCAUCCUAUCCCUCUACAUUUCCAUAGUUUACAGUUAUCUAUACCUUCUAUUAACUACAUAUACCGAGAUCUUUGAAGGAGUUUAUGGCUUCAACUCAGGCGAAGCUGGGUUAGCUUAUCUGGGACUUGGGGUCGGAUUUAUUUCUGGUCAAGUCGCCAUCGGACCCUUUUCAGAUCGGUACAUAAAGUUACAAAGAAAACGCCGCGGAUCGGUUCAACCAGAAGACCGCCUGCCUCCAUUAUUGCUAGGUUCUUGUUUGGUUCCUAUCGGUCUCUUCUGCUACGGCUGGUCAGCUGAAGCGAGAACACAUUGGAUAGUUCCCAUCGUGGGAACAUGUAUUUUCAGCGCAGGGGUAGAGUUCACAUUUUUCCCAAUUCAGAUGUAUCUUAUCGAUGCCUUCACUAUUCACGCUGCCAGUGCUGUAGCCGCUAAUACUGUGGUUCGGUCGAUCUUUGGUGCUCUAGUUCCCUUAGCUGGGAAUCCCCUGUACGACACAUUGGGAUUGGGAUGGGGCAACAGUCUUUUGGCUUUUAUUUCUAUUGCUUUUGUUCCUUUUUCUCUCGUCUUACUCAAAUAUGGGGCUCGGAUUCGCACUAAUCCAAGAUUUCAGGCAAGUUUCUGAAGGAGGAAGCAUUGUCUUAUACUCAUGGUGUUGUUGGGCGGUUUGGCAUCUAAACGACUCGCGGAGUAAAAAUUUGUUCUUAUCAAAUGAGUAAAAACCCUGAUACAAGGACUCACCAAGUCUGAAAACUUUUUUUUUUCAAGUCUAAGGCCGGUCUAAUUCCUGGUCUUCUA
Molecule: messenger RNA, 1795 nt
Organism: Talaromyces stipitatus ATCC 10500
Lineage: Eukaryota; Fungi; Ascomycota; Eurotiomycetes; Eurotiales; Trichocomaceae
Exons: 5
Coding region: 141-1622 (493 amino acids)
Biological process (GO): transmembrane transport
Molecular function (GO): transmembrane transporter activity
Source: RefSeq, a predicted model, not a curated record